Molecule: messenger RNA, 936 nt
Organism: Cricetulus griseus (Chinese hamster)
Lineage: Eukaryota; Metazoa; Chordata; Mammalia; Rodentia; Cricetidae
Source: RefSeq, a predicted model, not a curated record
AUGGGCAACCAGGUGGAGAAACUGACCCACCUAAGUUACAAGGAAGUUCCCACGGCCGACCCCACCGGCGUGGACCGAGACGAUGGGCCCCGCAUAGGAGUCUCUUACAUUUUCUCCAACGACGACGAGGACGUGGAACCGCAGGCGCCGCCCCAGGGGCCCGAUGGCGGAGCUUUGCCGGACUCGGGGGACCGGGUCCCCCUGCCCCCGCCGCAGCCCUACGACCCUCGGCAGCACGAGGUGGAAUGCUCGGUGUUCUAUCGCGACGAGUGCAUCUAUCAGAAGAGCUUCGCGCCGGGCUCGGCGGCGCUGAGCACCUACACCCCGGAGAACCUGCUCAACAAGUGCAGUCCGGGCGACCUGGUGGAGUUCGUGUCCCAGGCGCAGUACCCGCACUGGGCGGUCUACGUGGGCAAUUUCCAGGUCGUGCACCUGCACCGCCUGGAGGUGAGCAACAGCUUCCUGACCGACGCCAGCCAGGGGCGGCGCGGCCGCGUGGUCAACGAUCUGUACCGCUACAAGCCGCUGAGCCCCAGCGCCGUGGUGCGCAACGCGCUGGCGCACGUGGGCGCCAAGGAGCGCGAGCUCAGCUGGCGCAACUCGGAGAGCUUUGCCGCCUGGUGCCGCUAUGGCAAGCGCGAGUUCAAGAUCGGUGGCGAGCUGCGCAUCGGGAAGCAGCCCUACCGGCUGCAGAUUCAGCUCUCGGCUCAGCGCAGCCACACUCUCGAGUUCCAGAGCCUGGAGGACUUGAUCAUGGAGAAGCGGCGUAAUGACCAAAUCGGACGCGCGGCGGUGCUGCAGGAGCUCGCCACGCACCUGCACCCGGCUGAGCCGGAUGAGGGCGACUGCAGCGAUGCGGCUCGGACUACACCGUCCCCCCUGCGCCCCCCUGCGCCGGCCUCCGAGGAAGAGGAUGGAGACUCGGUGGUGCACUGA